Messenger RNA from Pantherophis guttatus, 2257 nucleotides. RefSeq names its product stress induced phosphoprotein 1 (gene STIP1). The record is from RefSeq and is a predicted model, not a curated record. Gene Ontology annotation, molecular function: Hsp90 protein binding. NCBI's taxonomy places the organism in Eukaryota, Metazoa, Chordata, Lepidosauria, Squamata, Colubridae.
GUUCCAGAAGGCGGGGUGGGGGGAAAGGCGGGCGCAGGAAGGAGCCCGAGAGCCAGACGGGAAAAAGCCGAAGGAGAGGCGGAGAAUCGGAGGCGGCGGCGGUGGCGGAACUGAGAUUUCCCCGGCGCCAUGGAGAAGGUGAACGAACUGAAGGAGAAAGGUAACAAGGCCCUCAGCUCCGGCAACACCGCCGAAGCCAUCAAGCACUACUCCGAGGCCAUCAAACUGGACUCCGCCAACCAUGUGCUCUACAGCAACCGCUCUGCUGCCUACGCCAAAAAGGGGGAGUACCACAAGGCCCUCGAAGACGCUUGCAAGACCAUAGAGCUGAAGCCCGAAUGGGGCAAGGGUUACUCUCGAAAAGCAGCUGCCUUGGAAUUCCUGAAUCGUUUUGAGGAAGCGAAGAAGACGUACGCGGAAGGGCUGAAACACGAGCCGGGCAAUGCCCAGUUGAAGGAAGGCCUGCAAAAUAUGGAGUCCAGGCUGACAGAACGGAAUCUCAUGAAUCCUUUCAACAUGCCCAACCUCUACCAGAAGCUGGAGAGUGACCCCCGCACUAGAAACCUCCUCAGUGAUCCGAGUUACAGAGAGCUGAUAGAGCAACUCCGCAACAAACCGUCGGAACUGGGAACGAAACUGAAGGACCCCCGGGUCAUGACGACGCUCGGGGUGCUGCUCGGAGUCGACUUAGCCAGCGCUGAUGAUGACGAUGAAGCCAUGUCUCCCCCGCCUCCUCCGCCCCCCAAGAAAGAGCCCAAGGCAGAACCCAUGGAGGAAGACCUGCCCGAAAACAAGAAGCAGGCCCUGAAGGAGAAGGAAUUGGGGAACGAGGCCUAUAAGAAGAAAGAUUUUGAAAAAGCUUUGGAACAUUACAACAAAGCAAAAAAUUUGGAUCCAACCAACAUGACUUAUAUUACUAAUCAAGCAGCCGUGCAUUUUGAAAAAGGGGAAUACAACCAGUGCCGAGAACUCUGCGAACAAGCCAUCGAGGUGGGGCGUGAGAACAGGGAAGAUUAUCGACAGAUUGCCAAAGCUUACGCCCGAAUUGGGAACUCCUACUUCAAGGAAGAAAAGUACAAGGAAGCCAUUCAGUUUUACAACAAGUCUCUAGCUGAACACCGGACUCCAGAGGUGCUGAAGAAGUGUCAGCAGGCUGAGAAAAUCCUAAAAGAACAAGAACGGGAGGCAUACAUCAAUCCUGAGCUGGCUUUGGAAGAGAAGAACAAAGGCAACGAAUGUUUCCAGAAAGGGGAUUAUCCACAAGCCAUGAAGCACUAUUCGGAAGCUAUCAAACGCAACCCCAGCGAUGCCAAACUCUACAGCAACAGAGCAGCCUGCUACACCAAACUCUUGGAGUUCCAGUUAGCGCUCAAGGACUGCGAGGAAUGCAUCCGUUUAGAACCCGCGUUCAUCAAAGGCUACACGCGCAAAGCGGCGGCAUUGGAAGCCAUGAAAGAUUACACCAAAGCGAUGGACGUCUAUCAGAAAGCGCUGGAGCUGGAUUCGAACUGCAAGGAAGCUGCCGAAGGUUACCAGCGCUGCCUGAUGUCCCAGUACAAUCGCAACGACAACCCCGAGGACGUGAAGCGCCGGGCAAUGGCCGAUCCCGAGGUGCAGCAGAUCAUGAGCGAUCCAGCCAUGCGGCUGAUCCUGGAACAGAUGCAGAAAGAUCCACAGGCACUAAGCGAACACUUGAAAAACCCCGUCAUUGCUCAGAAGAUCCAGAAGCUGAUGGAUGUUGGCCUGAUCGCCAUCCGGUGAUAAUACUGACCAUCCUCCGCAACUUUUCCCCCGGUUGAAAACAAAAGAAAAAUAGGCAGCCUUGAUGGACUUUCUCCAUGAAAUCGAUCCACUCUCGGGGCCAUCUCUCUCUCUCAGCAAAAGGCAGAGACUCACACCUUUGAGACACGUGUCCCGCCUCUUGCCCACAUGCGUGCUCGUAAACCAACCAUCCACCCUAUUUCGGCACCGAAAAAAUAUCGGCCUUUUCGUCCAUCGUCCCGGCCUGUUGCUCUGUCUCUCGGUUAUAGCCCCCUUGUUGUGAGCUGCCAUUUUCUCUCUCCUUUUUUAUUUUUUGGGGGGGGGGUUCCCCUCUUCCACCCCACCCUUGCAGUUUUCAAUUCUCUCGGCCAGCAACUGUGGCCCCGACGAGCCUCGUCACUUUUUUUUUUUUUUCCUGGUUUUUCGUUCGGCUGUGAGGCUGUGGUUAACUUUGGUCUCCUUUGCACAUCCAAUUAAAAAAAAAGGAGCAAAAUUA